Trypanosoma conorhini is the source of this 2325-nucleotide messenger RNA. Its product is annotated as transferase. Gene Ontology annotation, molecular function: protein kinase activity; ATP binding. Lineage: Eukaryota; Euglenozoa; Kinetoplastea; Trypanosomatida; Trypanosomatidae. The transcript has a single exon. The record is from RefSeq and is a predicted model, not a curated record. The coding region runs from base 1 to 2325 and encodes 774 amino acids. Gene Ontology annotation, biological process: protein phosphorylation.
AUGCCACUGGUGCGUCAGGGCUGCAUACACGAUGUCUUUCAAAGCUGGAUUUGUGCGGCGCGGCCCUCGCAACUUCGUCGUGAGACUGCCAUUCGGAACAUCAUACAUGCCGUUCUUCAGCGACUUGUCGUUCUGCACCGCGGCGGCGGAGCCCAUGGAAGUAUAAAGGCAAGUAACAUUUUUGUCUCCUCCCACGUUCUGGAGGCGUUGGAGGCGAUGAAUGCGCUUUCAACACGGCGCAUGGAUCCGCUACCAGUCUCUUCGGUGGUGGGGGGCGCCACGGAGCUGUGGCGGGAAAUGUUGCUGGACACGACUGAGGCGCGAGAAGGCAACGUGGAGGUCGUUAGUCGCAGCAGUAGCAGUAGCAGUAGCCCCAGCGCCAGAGGGAAUGGCGGGGAUGAGGCUGCUGUUGGAGUCGCCGCAGGAGCAGUAGGGGUUUGCAGCGAGUCCACAGACCUGCUUGACUCGCUGGAGUGGACGAAGCACGUCGUGCUCGCAGACGGGUACUAUGCGCAGGUGGAGAAGACACUGGUGUCGGCGCUCAGACAAAGUGCCGACGAGGCCGCGUCCGCUCCAGACGCGUUUUCUAAGUGUGCCCCCCUCAAGUUGGCUAAGGAGUUUCAGACUUCCGUUGGCCUUGAGAAUGCCAAGUCACAGAGUGUCGGGGCUGAGAUGGAUGCACUGCAUCUUUUUACCCUGCAGGAGGGGACGUACAUUCCGCCGCCCGAGUGCAUUACAAAUGAGGGGGUCGCAAGCGACGGGGCUGCGGUGGAGGCGCAGAGUACCUCCUCGCAACUGGACUCCGCGAAGGGGGCUGAGACGGGCCCUGCGCCCCCAUUUCGGACAACAAAUAACACGCUGAAUCCGCGUUGUCCGGUGUUGCCGUCACACGACAUUUGGAUGCUCGCGAUGCUGGCCAUUCACUUGGCCGAUGGCGGUUGUCCUUGGUGGAUGAAGCGACACCAUCGCCCGCUGCCUCGGCUACGCUGCGGCGCGUGGUCGCUGCGGUUUGCCUCCUUUGUGCAGCGCUGCGCCUGCGCGGACCCGGCCCAACGCCCCAGCGCGGAGGAGCUGCUGCAGGACAAGUGGUUUCACACUGUCUUGCUGGAGGAACCCGGAAACGCGUUGUCGUCGUCGCCACAUCGGCCUCCCUCGCAGCAGGCGCCACCCGGCGGCGGCGGCAGCAGCAGCAGCGUUUUUCCGCUUCGGCGCCCUUGCCGGCGGGCGUUCCACGACCUCAUGCUGGAAUAUCAAGAGUACGCGGAGGGAUGGUGUGCACGGUUGUCCCGCGCGGCCAUAAGUGCUGCGGCGGUGCAGGGGGGCUCUUUUCCCGAUCCCACCCAAGACAUGGAAGGCUCUGUUGUUAUCAACGCAUCUGCCACUGAACCACAUGCGUUAGAAAUGACCACUCGACUAGAAAAGGACCGCCCGAGACUUCUCUUUUCACGAAAUGCUAGCAGCAACCAGGGCAGCAGCGGCAGCUCCAAGGGUAGUAGUACCAGUAGUAGUGGUAGUUGUAGGAGCGGCAAUAGAGAAGAUAUGAGCGGGACCUCGUUGCGGGGAGAAGUGCGGAGCCCGGGCGGCUUUGCGGCCAGCACGGAAAGUUACCCUGGCGACGGCUGCUCUAUGGUCUCUCCUCAGACAACACCCUUUUUCCUUGGUGCCAUGGGGGUUGCAUUGGAGCUGUGCGGGGCUGAGGCGGCACUCGACGCCGAGGAAGCGGCGACAGAGACGGGUGGGGGCGUGUCUUCCCGCAAGGGCGGCGGCGGCGGUGGCGGGGGUAAACGCAGUCCACUGCAAGAAGGGCGCCCGCACCACUGCGACCCCGCGUGGGACGCCAGCCUCGACGCCGGCAGCGAGAAUCAGAGGCUCAUUGGUGAACUCAUGCAGGCCUUCUGGAACUUGCAUCGCGAGUGUCGACUGGCGUCGGACCUGUGGUGCGUGCACCUGAUGAAGCACAUGCGCCUCGACGGCAGGACCGCGGAGUUGGUGUCCCCGCUCCUAACGGAGGAGACAAUUCCCUUCUUCGCUGUCCCUGAGGGGGAGGCGCAGGCGACGGCGCUUGCCAAGGGCAACGCUUUGCGCAUCGCGAAUCCCACGACCGUCGUCGCCGCCCCUCACCAAGAGGGACUUGCUGCGUCUGCCACCGUGAAAUCGCCGCCGCCGCCGCCGCAGCUCCCGUCCACCUCCGGCUCCACAAAUGCACCGCUGGUCGAUGUUAGCCCCACCGCGUUCCAUAACUACAUGUUCUGUAAGUGGUGCGUAACGACUUCGUGGGCGCUGCAGCAGGAUGGCAGGGGUGGUGGGAACGAGAGCAGGCGAUGA